AUGAACCCCGGAGCCGCGCCCGGGAGAGCCGCGCACGGAGAGGCGGAGCGGGAGGCCGGGCGCCGCGGGAAGCGGGAGCGGCCGAGGGGGAAGGAGAAGGAGCGAGCGCCGAGCGAGGGCGGGAGGCCCCGGGGGGGGGAGGGUGCGCGGGGAGACGGAGGGGCGAGCGGGGCCGCGAGGAGCGCGCGUGCGGGGGCGCGGGGGAGGCUCGGGCGGACGAGCGGGGCGCAGGAGGCCGGGAGGGCUCGGGCCGCGGAUGCCGGGGGCGCGGGCGGGGGCGGGGCGGGGCAGAGGCGGGGGGCGGAGUCUGGCGGGCGCGGGGCCGAGCGGGGCCGAGCGGGGGCCCGCGGGCGUGCAGGCGGGGUUCGGAGGCCCGAGGAGGGUCGCUCGGCCGCGGGGGUGGGCUUGGGCGCCGAGACAGGAGGUGGCCCCGCGAGGGGGCCUGGGGGGGAUGCCGGGACCGAGCAGCCGCGGACGGAGGCGGUCGGGCGGAGCGGGCCUCGGGCACCCGUGCGGGGCGGCGGGCGGCCGGAGGGGGCGGCGCGGUCGGGGCUGGGGCUUCGCGUCCGCCGUGGGCCCGAGAGCCUGCGAGCCGGGCGGCGGGGCCUCGAGGACCACCCUGCUGGCACGUGGGGUGUCGGCGUCCAGGGGGCCUGA
Messenger RNA from Canis lupus familiaris (dog), 657 nucleotides. RefSeq names its product glycine-rich protein DOT1-like. Bases 1 to 657 code for a protein of 218 amino acids. The record is from RefSeq and is a predicted model, not a curated record. NCBI's taxonomy places the organism in Eukaryota, Metazoa, Chordata, Mammalia, Carnivora, Canidae. The transcript has 2 exons.